AAGGCCUACCGACAGGACAGGCCGGGCGAGGAGCCUAGUACAAAGGCCUCGAAUUUUUCACAGAGCUGAGCAGCUGAGGACUGAGGUCCAUUUGCGAAGCCUCCUCUCUCUCCAUACUGAUAUACUUCUUCUUGUUCAACUCCCAUAGAAGAGAGAGGGAGGCACAGACGAGGCGUGGGAAAUGGAGGGGGAGGCAGUGGUGGAGAACAAGCGAAUCAUAUUCAAAGGUUACAUCGACGGAAUACCCAAGGAGACGGACAUGGAGGUGAAAUCUGGCGGCGGCAAGAUGGCGGCGAGGGGGUCGGGCGGAGUGGUGGUGAAGAACCUCUACCUCUCCUGCGAUCCCUACAUGCGAGGGCGCAUGCGCCAAUUCUACGACUCCUACAUCCCCCCUUUCCUUCCCGGCUCGGUUCUUGAAGGGUUUGGUGUCUCGAGAGUUGUGGAUUCUGAUCAUCCAGAUUUCAGUGCCGGUGAUAUAGUCACCGGGAUCACAGGCUGGGAAGAAUACAGCUUGAUCACGAGAACCCAGCAAUUGAGGAAGAUCCAGCGCCAGGAUGAUAUCCCUCUUUCGUACUACGUCGGUCUUCUUGGCAUGCCAGGUUUUACUGCUUAUGCUGGAUUUUAUGAAGUUUGCUCCCCUAAGAAAGGGGAUUAUCUUUUUGUCUCUGCCGCAUCUGGAGCAGUUGGUCAGCUUGUUGGCCAACUGGCUAAGCUGCAUGGAUGCUAUGUAGUAGGGAGUGCUGGCACAAACCAAAAAGUUGAUCUUCUGAAGAAUAAAUUCGGGUUUGAUGAAGCCUUCAAUUACAAAGACGAGCCAGACUUGGAUGCAGCAUUGAAAAGGUACUUGCCAAAGGGUAUCGACAUUUACUUCGACAAUGUGGGGGGAUCCAUGCUAGAUGCAGCGCUAUUGAACAUGAGGGUCAACGGCAGGAUUGCCGUAUGCGGGAUGGUGUCGGAGAAAAGCUUGUCGAAUCCUCGAGGGAUUCACAACUUGAGCAAUCUCAUAUAUAAGCGCGUAAGGAUGCAGGGGUUCCUGCAGAGUGAUUACCUGCAUUUGAUGCCGCGUUUUCUGGAAGAUGUCGGUCAACUAUACAAGCAAGGGAAGAUUGCUUAUGUAGAAGAUAUGAGCAAUGGCUUGGAAAGCGCUCCGGCCGCUCUUGUGGGGCUGUAUUCUGGGAAGAAUGUGGGCAAGCAGGUCGUCUGUGUAUGCCCUGAAUGAUCCGAUUAAUAGGCAGAAAAGUGAGUGAAUCAAACUGUGUUAAUUUGAAGGUCCCAAACCAAAGGGAUUUUUCUUGUUAAAUGUUAACAUUGAGUAGACCAGUUAAGUGGUGGUCCAUGUGGAUUUUUUUAAAUUUUGAAAAUAAAAAAUAACACCAGUAAAGUGGUAGUCCAUGUGGUUAAUAGUGGUGGUUAAACUCUUGAGGUUGGGAAUUUGAAUUUUGAGCAUCAUUUCACUA
This is a messenger RNA of Diospyros lotus (date-plum), 1457 nucleotides long. Its product is annotated as 2-alkenal reductase (NADP(+)-dependent). Lineage: Eukaryota; Viridiplantae; Streptophyta; Magnoliopsida; Ericales; Ebenaceae. The transcript is spliced from 5 exons. Bases 182 to 1219 code for a protein of 345 amino acids. Gene Ontology annotation, molecular function: oxidoreductase activity, acting on the CH-CH group of donors, NAD or NADP as acceptor. The record is from RefSeq and is a predicted model, not a curated record.